CCAGGCCCAGUGCGCAUGCUUGCGACCCGCUUUGCUUGCAACCGUGGCUGAGUUGUCUUCACCUGGUCUGCGAUUAUCCGAGGAGCCGCAUCCUCCCUCGGCGGUCCCGCAGCGGCCCGUGCUCUGCAGCCGACGCCGUGCUCCCGACCGCCGCGUGUGGCGGGCAGACCCUCGCCGCAAAGCCGCGGAGGGCAAGAAGAGGAUGGCCACCUCCGGCGUGGAGAAGAGUAGCAAGAAGAAGACCGAGAAGAAACUUGCUGCUCGGGAAGAAGCCAAGCUGCUCGCGGGUUUCAUGGGCGUCAUGAACAACAUGAGAAAGCAGAUGAAGAUAAUGAGUGCUUGAGUGGCAAGGACCCUCUGCAUACACUCAGAAACAUUCUUUCAAGGAUUUCAGAGAGAGUAAUAUACUUCAAUUCCAGCCCUACUCUACUGCUCAUUUAUUCUAUGGAUUUAGGUAGCACAAUUUAGAGAACAUUAUGUGACGUGAUCCUCAUGGUCCAGGAAAGAAAGAUACCUGCUCACCGUGUUGUCCUUGCUGCAGCCAGUCACUUUUUUAACUUAAUGUUCACAACUAACAUGCUUGAAUCUAAGUCCUUUGAAGUUGAACUCAAAGAUGCUGAACCUGAUAUUAUUGAACAGCUGGUGGAAUUUGCUUAUACUGCUAGAAUUUCCGUGAAUAGCAACAAUGUUCAGUCAUUGUUAGAUGCAGCAAAUCAAUACCAGAUUGAACCUGUGAAGAAAAUGUGUGUUGAUUUUUUGAAGGAACAGGUGGACGCAUCAAAUUGUCUUGGUAUAAGUGUGCUUGCAGAGUGUCUGGACUGUCCUGAACUGAAAGCGACAGCGGAUGACUUUAUUCAUCAGCAUUUUACUGAAGUUUACAAAACUGAUGAAUUUCUCCAACUUGAUGUCAAACGAGUAACCCAGCUUCUUAGCCAGGACACACUGACUGUGAGAGCAGAGGACCAGGUUUAUGAUGCUGCAGUGAGGUGGUUAAAAUAUGAUGAGCCUAAUCGCCAGCCAUUUAUGGUUGAUAUUCUUGCUAAAGUCAGAUUUCCUCUUAUUUCGAAGAAUUUCCUAAGUAAGACAGUACAAGCUGAACCACUUAUUCAAGACAAUCCAGAAUGCCUUAAAAUGGUGAUAAGUGGAAUGAGGUACCAUCUACUGUCUCCCGAAGAUCGAGAAGAACUUGCAGGUGGCACACGACCUAGAAGAAAGAAACAUGAUUACCGCAUAGCUCUGUUUGGAGGCUCCCAACCACAGUCCUGUAGAUAUUUUAAUCCAAAGGAUUAUAGCUGGACAGACAUUCGCUGCCCCUUUGAGAAACGGAGAGAUGCAGCGUGUGUGUUUUGGGACAAUGUGGUAUACAUUUUGGGUGGUUCUCAGCUUUUCCCUAUAAAGCGAAUGGAUUGCUACAAUGUUGUGAAGGAUAGCUGGUAUUCCAAACUGGGUCCUCCAACACCUCGAGACAGCCUUGCUGCCUGUGCUGCAGAAGGCAAGAUUUAUACAUCUGGAGGUUCAGAAGUAGGAAACUCAGCUCUAUAUUUAUUUGAGUGCUAUGAUACAAGAACUGAAAGUUGGCACACGAAGCCCAGCAUGCUAACUCAGCGCUGCAGCCAUGGGAUGGUGGAGGCCAAUGGCCUCAUCUAUGUUUGUGGUGGAAGCUUAGGCAACAAUGUUUCUGGGAGAGUGCUCAGUUCCUGUGAAGUCUAUGACCCUGCCACAGAAACAUGGACUGAGCUGUGUUCAAUGAUUGAGCCCAGGAAGAAUCAUGGACUGGUGUUUGUAAAGGACAAGAUAUUUGCUGUGGGUGGCCAGAAUGGUUUAGGUGGUCUGGACAAUGUGGAAUAUUACGACAUUAAAUUAAAUGAAUGGAAGAUGGUGUCGCCGAUGCCGUGGAGGGGUGUAACAGUGAAGUGUGCUGCGGUCGGCUCUAUCAUCUAUGUGCUGGCCGGCUUUCAGGGUGUAGGUAGACUAGGGCACAUCCUUGAAUAUAAUACAGAAACAGACAAAUGGAUUGCCAACUCCAAAGUCCGUGCUUUCCCAGUCACAAGUUGUCUAAUUUGCGUUGUUGAUACUUGUGGAGCAAAUGAAGAGACCCUUGAAACAUGAGUGAGUGGAUCCCGACUCAGCUGAGACUCAGAAAUCUGGCUACCAGUGGUUUGUUCCAUUAGUUUGGUUGUGACGUUCUGGUCUGGUAUUUUGAUAAGUAAGAUUCCAAUAAAAUACAAGUUUAUUUUACCUGGAUUUGAUUACUUCAUUCAAAGACCAUAUUUUAGCUGGCCAUAUAACCAAGAAGCUAUCAGCCAGAAAACUUGAAAGUUAUAAGCAUUUCUUGGAAAUUAAGAAUUUCAAAUGUAUAACUGAUUCUGACAGAGUGGGGCAUGCUCAUCAGAGAAGUAGCCCAGCUUAGCUUUAGAUUCUAUUUUCAUAUUGUGUAAGUGCUGUGUAGUUAGUCUGUUUCUGUUUGGUCAAGACUAAGUAGUAGCGUGGAUUAUAUUUCAAGAUGGCAAACUCUGAUAGAGUAAAUGUAUCUAGUAUUAAGUAUUUUGCUUGUCUUCAUUUAUUUCAUUUAGUGCCAAACUAUUCCAUUCUAAAGUAAGCAAGAGCAGCUCAAGGCAUACAUAUUUUCUUCACACAUUUGGAGAUUUAACACCAUACCAAAUUAUUCAUGGAAUAUAUUCAGUCCAAUUAAAUGAAAUAUUCCACAUUUUCAUGUAGAAUAUUCUUAGCACUCAUCAUCAAUUUAUGUGGUUUUUCCUCAGCAAUGUAAAAAGUACUCUGCACCCUCAGUUCUUACUGUGAAAGCCAAUCAGAAUACAGUGGUUAGCCACAGAAGAAAGGCUGUUUGAAGAAAUUCUGGGUUGCCAGAAAAGCAUUGAUAACUGUAGCCUGGUAUCAUGUGGAUUUUAAGAUACUGUUUUCUUUUUUUCCUAGCAAAACAUGUCAGAGACAACUCAGUUUUCUCUAAAUAUUUUAUAAUUGGCAUUAAGUAUAUGUCACUGUUCAUUGCUUUGAUGUAGUCAACAAACUACCAAACCAUUUAUUAAUUUUUCCCCAGUGUUUUACCCUUUGACUAUGUAUGAGAUGUGCCAUGUAAAACUGUCAAUCAUCAAUGUUUUUCUGAUAUUAAAUAUUUUUAACUUAAAAUAGAUUUGCUCUGUUUAUUCAUUCUAAGUGUGUUCAAUAAUGUUUUUAAAAUUUGUGCAGGUGUUUCCAUUUUUAAUUUUUCUCUAUAUAGAGGUUAUAGACUAAAAUGUUUAAAAUAAAAAUGAAUUUAAAAAUUU
Molecule: messenger RNA, 3284 nt
Organism: Phodopus roborovskii (desert hamster)
Lineage: Eukaryota; Metazoa; Chordata; Mammalia; Rodentia; Cricetidae
Gene: Klhl7
Product: kelch like family member 7
Exons: 12
Coding region: 493-2109 (538 amino acids)
Biological process (GO): protein ubiquitination
Cellular component (GO): Cul3-RING ubiquitin ligase complex
Molecular function (GO): protein binding
Source: RefSeq, a predicted model, not a curated record